GUACGUAGCAUUGAGCAUGGUGUUUGUAGGCGUUGUUUUUUCUUCCCUCAAAAGCAGAACUUGGCAGCAAAACAAGUGUUUGGAACAGGACAGGCUUUUUGUUAUUCUCUUCAUUCUAUAUGGCUGUGUUUAGGGUCUCUUUUUUCUUUGGCUCUUGUUUGAGUGACGAGGUUGACGAAACUAUGGGGAUUGAUUUACUCCUCUUCUUAGACUACCCUGAUUUGAUGGAUGGCGAGAAUUAUAUUCUUCUCUCUCUCUCUCUUUGCAUUUGCGCUGAGGUCUCUUUACUGUCUGAUUCUAAGAAAUCUCUAUUACGUGCACUAUAUGUCCUUCAUGUAAAUUAUCAGUGCCUAACCGGCACAACGAGACUUUCACCUGACAGGCCUUGUCAGUGACCACGACAUCGAUGACAUCCGCUGCUCUGAGAGGUAUGAACCAUGGAAGUGCUGGCGAAGACCGCAAGUGGGUAAGAAGCAGAGUUGUACCGAGAGACUGUUCAACAAAAAUGGCGAGAGUCUCAAUCCUAUCUCUAGAU
This is a messenger RNA of Aureobasidium subglaciale EXF-2481, 535 nucleotides long. RefSeq lists its product as uncharacterized. Bases 120 to 395 code for a protein of 91 amino acids. The record is from RefSeq and is a predicted model, not a curated record. Lineage: Eukaryota; Fungi; Ascomycota; Dothideomycetes; Dothideales; Saccotheciaceae. The transcript has a single exon.